GAGCGGUUAGCAGUCGCAGCAGGAAACAGCGGGUCGGCCGCUGGAGGGGCGCGCGGGGGAUUGUGGGAUCGCGGCGGUGAGAGCAAAAAAAAAAAAAAAAGUGAAGGGAGAGCGCGAGCGAGAGCGACACCCCCGCGAGCGAAGGAGGGGGCUCGAGCCCGCAAGCCAUGUUCUGGAAGUUUGACCUCCACACAACCUCUCAUAUCGAUACCCUCUUGGAGCGUGGCAACGUGACCCUCUUUGAGCUUCUGGAUGAGGAGGAUGUGUUGCAGGAGUGCAAAGUGGUCAAUCGAAAACUUGUGGACUUCCUGGUGCAGCCAGAGCACAUGGAGGCCCUGGUCACCUGUGUGACCGAGGAGCCCCCUGGAGAUGUGGACGAGAGAGUGCGCUACAAGUACCCAAGUGUAUCAUGUGAGAUUUUGACUUCUGAUGUCACACAAAUAAAUGACGCUUUGGGUGAAGACGAGUCCCUGUUGCGACGUCUCUACAGCUUCCUGCAGACUGGUGGUAUUCUCAAUCCGCUGCUGGCCAGUUUCUUUAGCAAGGUCAUGGGGAUCCUGAUUAACCGAAAGACUGAUCAGAUAGUUGCCUUCCUGCGCAAGAAGGACGACUUUGUCAACCUGCUGCUGCGCCACAUUGGUACCUCAGCCAUCAUGGACCUCCUGUUGCGGCUCCUCACCUGCGUAGAGCAGCCACAGCUUAGGCAAGAUGUGUUCAAUUGGCUUAAUGAGGAGAAGAUUGUUCAGAGGCUCAUUGGGAUGAUCCACCCUUCAAAAGAUGACAAUCAACAUUCCAACGCUUCACAGUCCCUGUGUGACAUCAUCCGGCUGAGCCGUGAGCAGAUGAUCCAAAUCCAGGAUAGUCCUGAGCCGGACCAGUUAUUAGCCACACUCGAAAAGCAGGAGACAAUUGAGCAGCUGCUAAGCAAUAUGCUGGAUGGAGAACGGAACGAAUCUGUCAUUGUCAAUGGCAUCCAGGUCUUGCUGACCCUGCUGGAGCCGCGCAGACCCAGGACGGAGCUGGGGGGCAUGGGGGGCUUUUACUGCAAUCUGGAGGGGCAGAUGGAGAUGACCGGGCCUAACUGUGAAGUGGCUUCCAGCCAGGCCAGUCUGGGCACUCUGCUUGCCAUCAAACAACGCCUCAGGGAGCUUCACCAGCUGCUCCUCGACCCACCAAAGAAAGAGCCUCUUCAGACAACUUGGGGGAUGCUGGACCCGCCACUGGGAAACACACGCCUACAUGUGGUGAAGCUGCUGGCCAGCUCGCUGGGCACUGACAAUGCAGCGCUGCGGGAUGAGAUUAUAGAACUUGGGGCCGUCAACACAAUGCUGGACCUCUACUUCAAAUACACAUACAACAACUUCUUGCACGCUCAGGUGGAAGCCUGCCUUAGCAAUGUUUUCAGCUCACAUGCCGGAGACAAGACUAUAGAAAACCACUCGGAGCCCCUGCCAGAGAGCCCCAUCAUCCAACAUCUGCUACAGAAGUGUCGUUUAAUCCAAAGAAUCUUGUCUGCCUGGGAAGAAAAUGAGCAGUCACAGUCGGAUGGGGGCAGACGCAAGGGCUACAUGGGGCACCUGACCCGCAUUGCCAACGCUUUAGCACAAGGCUCUGAGAAGUGGCCUCACUCCACCCUCAUCAAGCAGCUUCUGAAAGAGCUACCGGAGGAUGAACAAGAGCAGUGGGAGAAAUUUGUCUCGGGGCCCUUGUCGGAGACUAAUAAGAAGAACACUGUGGAUCUUGUUAACAUGCACAACCUCCACUCGUCAAGUGAUGACGAUGAGAAUGACCUCAAGGAGUUCAAUUUCCCCCAGGAGGCUGUGCUGCAGCAGGCCUUUGUCGAUUACCAGCUGCAGCAGAUGACUUCAGCAUUCAUUGACCACUUUGGCUUUAAUGAUGAAGAGUUUGGCGAGCAAGAAGAGAAUGUCAAUGCACCCUUUGACAAGACGGCCAACAUUACCUUCUCUUUGAAUGCAGACGAUGACAGUCCCAACUCCAACCUGUUUGACAUUUGCUACAAAGAACGGAUCCAGCAAUUUGACGAUGAUGAAGAGGGUGAUGGUUCUGAUGGGGAAGACAUCUGGCAAGAGAAAGAAGCUGCUAUCUCUUCUGGCAAUGCACAGCCCACAGCGGCCAGGAGUGUUGGAAGCACAGAUAGUGAAGACAGUGAGGACUCAGAAGAAGAGGGUGAAGAGGAAGAUCCUGGUGGGGGAGAUGGAGAUGCCACUCAUGUCAGCAAUGGCUGCAGUGAACAAACAGAGGGGGACAGAGCAUCGGGAGAUCCCAGCUGGUCAGAUAGUACCUCUACUGUGCCUCCCCACCCUGUGGCUGCUGACACCGGAGCAGCAGUGUGGGACAGGCACAGCUCGGGCUCCUUCUGCUCCACCACAGAUGAGAACUGGGCCUCCUUCACAGAGCCCCACACACAGCAAGAAAGUCCUUCCAAAGCACUCACAGGUCCUGCUUCCCCUGCCAUCCUCCCUCAGGAAGCGACGCAAAGCAAUGUAUCCCCCACCGGAGCAGCCUCUAGUGUUCAACAGGAUCCUCCCACUCCAGACACAGGCCCCCCAGAAGGGUGUGACCCACCAAAUCCUACCACCAUGACAACAGUAGCCAGCACAGUAGAACCUCUCCCAUCUACCUCUGAUUCUGCCCAGCCGCUCCAGGGGACAACAGAGGCUCCACAACCUGAGCACAGAUCCCCACAGACAGAACAGCAGCAGCAAGCGGUAGCCAGAUAAAAGCCUCUUGGUGGGUCUCAUCACUGGGGAAGCUCGCUCAGUUAAGUCCAUUUUGCCAUGGACUGUCCCCAGUCCUUCCGGUGCCUUCACCCCUGUGGGCAGAUGGGGGGGCAGAAGAGAAAGCAGCAAGAAGGCAAAGAAAGAGCCUGGCCUCUCUCCCUCCCUUACCCCUAGCAAUCACUGAAGAAAUCAGGACCUGGUACCAGCGAGCGCCUGCAGGAGAAGUGGAUGAUCAUGCAGAGAGUGGCAAAGGCAUCUUCCCUCUUUGCGGCGCCUUGGUUGGUGAAGCCCAACAACAUAGUGGUUCCAAUGAGGGGGGGGUAGUUCCUCUCUCCUCCGCCCCUUCCCAAAUACACAUACACAUUGCUGCACUGAGCAACCUGUCUGUUUGAUGCAAUUAAAAUUGACACUUGAAUUGUACCAGAAGUCUGCUGAAUGGGGCAGGGAGAAAACGGUCAAGCAAAACCUCUCUUGACAUACUGAAAGCUCCUCUUCUAUCCGAUGGCCCCACCCACAAGCACAAAUCUGCCACACCCUUCCAGUCUCUCUCUCUCUCGCUCUCUUCCCAUCUACUCCCAAAUUUUGUUGAUAGGGCUGGUGGGAACUAGCAGAAGUCACCACCCAGUGUCCGAAGAGUUGGGAAUUUGCUGCAGAAGCUCAUCAUGGACUUCACUGAGGACUGCUACCUCAAGCAAUAGUGUUUAGGAGAGCAGUGUGGGCAAGUUGGGGUUUGGGAUGGGUGAGAAGAAAUCACUGCAUUUUAAAAAAAUGAAAUUUGCAUUUUAACGUGUGUGCGCGCACACAUACCAAGUCCCCAGGAACUUACGGCUGUAUGAAGCUGACAUCUGAGAUGAGCAGUGGGUGGCUGGAAGCGGAUGGCAGAGCAAGGCCCUCUGGGUGCCCUAGCUGAAAAUCAGGGGGUUCUCCCCAAAGGAACACCCCUUCGUCAGGUUGGGGUGUGGGGGGGUGGGGUGUUCAGCCUUAUCAGAUUUUAGAAUUUGAAUUCAUCCCUCCAAACAUUAUCCUGGUUUCUCUGCCCCUUUAAUAUGUUCACCAGCUCGCUGGGGUUUAAGCUGGGUCCUCACCCCAGUCUCCUCCUAGAGGUUGUGCCUCCCCUCCCCCUUACUUUCAGCACUGGGUUUUUGCUGUCUUGUUUUUCUUACGACCUGUCGAAGGGCUUGUUCAAGAACUCCACUGUCCCCCACAGGCCCAAGCAACAGACACCUGGCGGGAGGGAGAAGCACAGUGGCGUGUCACUGCAUUCUUCUUCCCGUGGCAGCUGUUCUUUGAAAUGCACGUAUGUAGGAAAAUGAUUUCCCCCUGGUGUAAGAGGGAUGUUCCAGCCAGUCCCAGAAAUGGUCUCGAUCCAUAACUUAAGAAAAGCACUGAUGUGUGCAAAGCAACAUUUCUGUAACAUCUCCUGUCCAUCUGAAUGUGAGAUAAUGACAAGCUGUUGUUUUCCUCCUCUGAGUUUGGCUUCUGCAGAUAAGGGAAACCAGCUGCACUUUAAGAAAUAAAGAACUGGUUUUCCGUAGAUUUUGGCCUGCUCACUUGCUGCCCUUUAUUACAGUAAGCAUUUUGUCUCCAAAUGCAUCCUAAGGAGGGGGGGGGGGUCAAAAAUGGUGUGUGUGGCUGCAGAAUGUCUUAACUAUAAAGUCCAGCAUAUUCUUCAUCCACUCACCACUCGUGGAGUUUGCUUGGGCUGUUUUGCCACUGUUGAGAACCAAACUCCUCUGCCUUUUUCCUAGUUUUGACUCUGAGUCCUAAAUGUUAUACAAGACCAUACUACACUUGUAAGGAAAGUUCAGGGGUCCUCACUGGAUCCCAUUCUGUACUUACUUCAAAGAGGCCCUAAUACCUUCCUUGACUCGCCAGAUCCUUCUUGGGAGUCUACCAGAGACCCCAGAACUACUGCUUCUCUCUUCUUUUGUCUUCCCACUUCCCAACUGCUGGUGUUUGUGGAGUUCCUGUCGCUCCUUUAUAGUGUUUUAAAAAAAAAAUCACUGCCUCAUCCUUACCUCUGACUACAGAAUCGACAAGAACGCUACAAAAGCUCAGCCAAGAACGCCUUGAGGUUUUUGAAGGUGUGUGUGGGAUCAGUACCCAUGGGGGUCUAUGUGGGUGCAUCCAUGUGUCUGUCUGUCUGUAGGGAGGUUAGCAAAGACAGUCAAAUGCCAGGGUUCCUGGAUGUCAGUCUUAAAACAUUGAGGGCAGAAGGCAGAGAAGUUGUGGCGAAGGGAGUCUUGGGUCCUGUGGGUCUGUAUCUAAGUUCCUUGCAUAAGCACUAAGCCCUCCAGUUCCACCCCACCUCUUUACUUCCAGGUGGUCUGUAGCCUUGCUCCUCCUCCUGUCUCCCCCUCUUCUCCCUCCCCCAUAUAAGUGGCAAUAUUUCUUGAAGCUCUUAAACCACAAAGGACAGAAGUGGCCUUUCGCAUCGUCUGCGUCAUGCCAUGUUGGUAAUUAUUUUUCCUUUUAUUUCCCUGUUGUGUGUAUGUGUGUGUUCUGUUUGAAUAAAGAGAUUCUAUGGCUGUA
This is a messenger RNA of Eublepharis macularius, 5273 nucleotides long. RefSeq names its product protein phosphatase 6 regulatory subunit 1 (gene PPP6R1). Gene Ontology annotation, cellular component: nucleus; cytosol. The record is from RefSeq and is a predicted model, not a curated record. The transcript is spliced from 23 exons. Gene Ontology annotation, molecular function: protein phosphatase regulator activity; protein phosphatase binding. NCBI's taxonomy places the organism in Eukaryota, Metazoa, Chordata, Lepidosauria, Squamata, Eublepharidae. The coding region runs from base 168 to 2741 and encodes 857 amino acids.